This is a messenger RNA of Drosophila busckii, 1346 nucleotides long. RefSeq lists its product as uncharacterized. Bases 51 to 1262 code for a protein of 403 amino acids. Gene Ontology annotation, cellular component: cytosol. The record is from RefSeq and is a predicted model, not a curated record. Gene Ontology annotation, biological process: ubiquitin-dependent protein catabolic process. NCBI's taxonomy places the organism in Eukaryota, Metazoa, Arthropoda, Insecta, Diptera, Drosophilidae. The transcript is spliced from 3 exons. Gene Ontology annotation, molecular function: polyubiquitin modification-dependent protein binding.
AACAAAGUAAGCCAUUUCGAAAAAGAAAAUACAAACACACGCAUUAAAAAAUGUCUAAAAACACUGUAUAUGCUGUACAUAUUAAAAACAAACUAAGUGACUUUCAUCCGGUGCACAACAUUGACAUGGAAAAAAAUGUUGCAUAUUUGAAAGAAAUUAUUAAAGAACAACUGCAGCUGCAAUUCGACGCCAAUGAACUAGAGCUAUGCGUUUUGGGCAAGGUGCUCGAAGAUGACUCAAAGCUUGCUAGCGCAGUAAAGCCAAACGCAAUUGUGCAUUGUUUCAAAAAAAUUAAAGGAUACGUGCCGUAUAAGCCGCCUGCAACAAGCGAAUUUAAUACCAAGCAUAUACAGGAGCUGUUCUCAUUGACCUCGCAUUUGCAAAUCAGUGUGACGUCGCGCUUUAAUAUAUUGCAAAAAAUACUUGCGGAAUAUCCAGAAUUCCGACGUAAUUUGGCAGCGCAGGCGCUUAUACGUGACUCGGUGCUAUUCAAUAUGCUGCACGAGAGUGAGGUGGUGCAGAAUCUGGCGCGUGAAUAUCCAUUGAUAUGCGAGUCAGCUUCAUUUAUAGUGGAUACCAUACGCAAGGAGCUGGCACGCAAUAACUCCGCCACACAAUUUCAGGAACAGGCGGCCUCAGAAUCAACAACUUCAUCGGAGGAAGAAAACUCAUUAGGCGCUGGCAGCAGCAGCAGUGGCGGUAGCAGCAGCACAGCCGCCGCCAAUCUGGCUAGCAAUCGUCGUGAGGAGUUGGCCAACAUACGUCAAAUAAGUCGGCAACAGUUAGCUAAUGCUUUGGCACGCGUAGACAUGGGCUCCUUUAAUUCGCUGUCCAACAUAGCGCAACGCAAUGUGGACGAAGCGCAGGGUGAUGAGCAGCCACGCACUAGCACAGCAACAGCUACGCCUGCGGCUACUGCGGCAGCAACGGCCGCUGUCUCAUCCAUCUCCACGGAACAGUUUCGUAACGAGCUGGCGCGCGCUUUUCAAUCUCUGCAACCAACGGCAACGUCAACUGCGGAGAGCAUGGAAGUUGAGACCACACCAGCUGCAGUUGAUGAAACGCUGGACGAUGAUGAUGCCGCUGCUGAUGAUGACAGCGAUGUACUGCCGCGUUGUUAUAGACGUCAUCGUUUUACGGAGCAGCUACGUACCAUGGCCGCCAUGGGCUUUAUUAAUCACGCAGAGAAUGUUAACUAUUUGACACUGGCAGAUGGCAAUGUAGAGCAUGCCAUUAACUUGCUAAUGCUGAGCAUGAACUAAAACUGAUAUUUUUGCAUAGCACUCGUAUUUAUUAUAUGCUCUCCUCCCCAGAUGUCAUCAUCAUAUAUAUACUAUAUAUAAAUA